This is a messenger RNA of Dracunculus medinensis (Guinea worm), 354 nucleotides long. NCBI's taxonomy places the organism in Eukaryota, Metazoa, Nematoda, Chromadorea, Rhabditida, Dracunculidae. The record is from the annotation of a GenBank genome assembly.
ACGUUACGAAAUCUUUUUCUUCGUUACGCAAUCACGGAGAAGGAUAUAGCGGAAAGAGUAUCUUUAAUGGGGGUUACACAGUCAUUGAAUGAAGCUCAUCAAGGUUUUUUGCCUGCGAAUUGUAUCACUCAAUUGCUUACAACGCGGGCAUUCGCAAAGCAUUCUGUUCCCAUUCAGGACUGGAUUAGCGCUCAGAUUAUGGAAUGUUCAACUCCUUUACAUCCAGUUAUACCUGAGCUAAUUACGGCUUAUGCAGCAAGUUGUUUCCAAACAUCUGAAUGUCAGUCAUCAACACUGCCACUUUCAGAAAAGUUUUUCAUUGUAGGAGGCUUUUUAUUAAUAAAAUACCGUUGA